AUGCGACAUACUGUCGUAACCUCUUUUUUGUGCAUUUUGCUAACUUCACAAGCGGUUUUGUCUACAGAAGAAACGAAAGAAAAAGAGAAACUUCCCAAGUGUGUACACGUGGAUCCUUAUGAGAACUUGGAAGAAUGGUUGGCUCUGAAAACUCCAGCAGAUAGGAAAUGCAAUCACACAUCCGUGAGAGAUGAACUUGAUGAAAAUGAAAUCAAAAAAUCUGAAUGGGGAAUCAAAAGUUUUGCAUUCGAUGCAUUAUCCUCUGAGAAGUUAGGUCCACUGAGAAAUGUUGGAAAACAAGCCCAUAAACUAUGUGAAGAAGAGAAAUAUGAUGCUUCAUUCUCUACAUCUGUAGUAGUUAUUCACCAUAAUGAAGCUCUUUCGACAAUUCUCAGAAUGAUAAACGGCCUUAUCGAAUUUACUCCCAAAUCUCUUCUCAAAGAAAUAGUUUUAUAUGAAGAUGCCUCAGAAGAAGAGCAUGUUCUCACAAAGCAUUUGGAAAAAUUCGCGAAGUUGAAGGGUCUCGAAGACAAAUUGAUCAUUCACAGAAGUGAAUAUAGACAAGGUCUGAUUCGUGCAAAGGUUCAUGCCUCAAGACUAGCCACUGGAGAAGUUAUUGUAUUCAUGGAUUCACAUUGUGAAGUUUCUGAAAGAUGGUUGGAACCCCUUUUACAACCAAUUAAGGAAGAUCCAAAGAGCAUCGCCAUCCCUGUCGUUGACCUGAUUAAUCCAGUUUCGUUCGAUUACUCGUCUUCAAUGGUUGCAAAGAGUGGAUUUGAUUGGGGACUUACAUUCAAAUGGAUCUAUCUUCCAUGGGAAUAUUUUGAGACUCCAGAGAACAAUGUCAAGCCAUUCAACUCUCCUGCCAUGCCUGGAGGUCUUUUGGCAAUGAAAAGAGAAUAUUUUAUUGAAUUGGGAGAAUACGACAUGGGAAUGGAGAUUUGGGGAUCCGAGAAUAUUGAACUAUCCCUCAAAGCAUGGCUCUGUGGUGGACGUGUUGUUGUUGCUCCAUGUUCUCGCGUCGGUCACGUCUUCAGAAUGCGUCGUCCGUAUACUUCUAAACCUGGAAUGGAUACAGCUCUCUACAAUGCUGUUAGAGUUGCCAAGACUUGGCUUGGAGCCUAUGAGAAAAACUUCUUUGCUGCUAAGCCACGUGGAUUGAAGAUUGUAUUUGGAGAUAUCAGUGAGAGUAUCAAAGUGAAAGAUCGUCUGAAGUGCAAGGAUAUGAAAUGGUUCAUUGAGAAUGUCUAUCCGGAAUUGGAACCAAAGGUUCAUGAUGAGCUCUAA
Molecule: messenger RNA, 1287 nt
Organism: Caenorhabditis remanei
Lineage: Eukaryota; Metazoa; Nematoda; Chromadorea; Rhabditida; Rhabditidae
Exons: 9
Coding region: 1-1287 (428 amino acids)
Biological process (GO): regulation of Notch signaling pathway
Cellular component (GO): Golgi apparatus
Molecular function (GO): Notch binding
Source: RefSeq, a predicted model, not a curated record